Molecule: messenger RNA, 2524 nt
Organism: Macrosteles quadrilineatus (aster leafhopper)
Lineage: Eukaryota; Metazoa; Arthropoda; Insecta; Hemiptera; Cicadellidae
Product: ras-like GTP-binding protein RhoL
Exons: 5
Coding region: 161-763 (200 amino acids)
Biological process (GO): small GTPase-mediated signal transduction
Molecular function (GO): GTP binding; GTPase activity
Source: RefSeq, a predicted model, not a curated record
GUUGUGAAGUUUGUAGGUUGUUCAGUUCAGUUGUUGAGUUGUCUUUCACAACGUCCGUGGGUUUAUCAGUUUUGUUCCGCGUGUGACGAGGAUUCGAUGGGUGUGGACCCAAAUAAGUGCUUGUCAAUGUUGUGAAUUAUUGUAAGACUACUUCAGGAGAAUGCCAGGGGAGAAGGAGAAGAACGGGACCAAGAAGGGGGGAGUGAUGACUCCAAUCUCCUCUCCCAGACCACUGAAGAUCACAGCGGUAGGGGAUGGUAUGGUGGGCAAGACUUGUAUGUUGAUAACCUACACUUCCCAACAGUUCCCCUCCGAGUAUGUGCCUACUGUGUUCGACAACUACGCAGACAUCAUCAAUGUCGACGGACAGGAGUUUGCCAUGACGCUGUGGGAUACGGCUGGUCAGGAAGACUAUGAGAGGCUAAGGCCACUCUCCUACCCCAAUACAGAUUGUUUUCUUCUAUGCUACUCAGUAGGAGCGAGAAGCUCGUUUGAGAAUGUCCUCAGCAAAUGGUACCCAGAAAUCCGACACCACUGCGCAAACGUGCCAAUAGUACUUGUCGCAACAAAAACGGAUUUGAGGAACGAAGAUGGCGACACAAUCUCAACCUCUGAGGGGAAGAAGAUGAGGAGGAAAAUAAAAGCAACAAGACUGGUGGAGUGUUCGGCAAAAAACAAUGAAGGACUUAACGAAAUCUUUAUUGAUGCUGUGAGAAGUGUAGUGAACAAAAACAAACGGAAAUCGUACUGCUCGUACCUGUAGCCAUAGUGCCCGCUUUGUAACAUACUUCAUAAUAUUGUUAGGAUUAAUGUUAUUUAUAUAUUUGCUUUAUUGUGCCAACUUGUUUUGACCAAAAGAUCAUCAAUGACGUAUACGCUUGUAUGAACGAACUAAGAAAUAUAAUCUUGUACAGUAGGCCUACUAUUCUCUGCAUGCUGUUUCACUUUAAACAUGUUGUUGAGUGGACUUAGAGGUUAUUUAUUAAUACGUUAGGUACAACCAUGUUUACAAAAUCUAUGUUUCAGUAUUUAUACUAUGAGAUGAAUCAAUGAUAAAUGUUCACUUACUUUGGAUACAUGAGGCACUAACUUUGAGUUUGAGAAAGUCAAAGCCCAUCAAUUAAAAUUGUUCAAAAUAAUGACUGAUUCAAUAUGUAACAUUAGAUAACUGUACCAGACACAUCUCUAAUUUGUAACCUACAAAUUAUCCCUUUUGUAAAUUAUUGUAAUUUAUGUCUUGUGCCUCUCUUUAAGUGUUUUUUUUUAUGUUUUAAAAGUAUUUUAGUGAAAAACUGUACUAAGUAGUAUUGGUUUUGCUCUUAAGUCUGAAAAAAAUCCCCCACGGUUUCAUAUGUUUACUCCUCAAACUUAAAUGAUUUUUAGCUGUCAAACUAAUUGAAAUCCGAAGUUAGGAUAUUUUAAUUUGUUGGACAAACAUUGUUAAAUUGAAGUAUGUAAUUUACAAUUAAUUGUAAAAGGAAUUCCAUACCUUAUAGUUUUAGAUGUUUUUAGCUCAUGUCCUACAUUGGCUAGCAGCUUUUAAUUAAGAUUUUUGGUUAAAUAAACUAUUUCUACAGUCACAUAUUUUGUAUAUUGUAAUGCAGCACAGAGGAAACAUUCAAUAUUUCACCUUAAGUGGUGUCUAGUCGCUGGUAUCUAGGGCAAAUUCCAACACCGCCCCCCUCCCCCUCACGUACUACAACGUACACACUGGAGGAAGAUCUUGCUUACCGUGCAAUAGGCUUUUUUGGACAGUGCUCGCCACUUGAGCCCUUCCUUGCUCUUCAAAAGUUUAUUUCCGGCACAACAUACUAGAGCUGAAAGUGCACGCUGGUCCCACAGUGUGUUUCCUCUAUACUACACUUCUCUGUUAAUGCAGGCUUAUAAAGUGAAUAAUAGUGUGUUAUUUAAUAAGAUGUACACUAGUUGUUCGUAAGAUAUGUUUUAAAAAUGUGAACGGUUUUGAAUAUGGAUAGCUGGUGUUUGAAAAAAAGGAGUAAUUUUUUUGUACAGUUUUACAAGUUAAAAUUUAUACAUUUUUGUAAACGUUGAGUUAUCUAUAGGUGAAUUUUAAACCCAAAGACGCAAUGCCAAACUGAUUUAAUGGAGACAUUUAGUAAUAACUGAAUAGUUUUUACUAACUAUUUAGGUAAUAACCUGACUAACUGGUUAUAUUUAUUUACCUGUAAUUAGAAAUAUUUAUUCUAGUUUUAUUUAAUUAAGAUUGCAAGUAUAAAGUAAUCAGUAUUGUAAAGUUAUUUUCCAGAAUGAAGUUUCAAGUUUUAUAUAUAAUAUACUGUAUGGUAUUAUUUUUACAAAUAUUACUAUUAACUUAAUUUUAGAGAGCAUCAGAACAUAUUUGACAACUGUUCAAGCCAUAUAGUAGUUAUUUCUCCUUUAUUGUAGUUUUGAUACAGAUUUUGUUAGCACUUGUACAUAUAUUUAUGUAAGCCUAAUUUUGUUACUUAUAAAUCUGUACCUUACUGCGCUGAAAAAAGUAAUUUUAAUAAAGUUUGUAUGUUUG